Molecule: messenger RNA, 2200 nt
Organism: Daucus carota subsp. sativus
Lineage: Eukaryota; Viridiplantae; Streptophyta; Magnoliopsida; Apiales; Apiaceae
Exons: 13
Coding region: 147-1751 (534 amino acids)
Biological process (GO): retrograde transport, endosome to Golgi
Cellular component (GO): Golgi membrane; Ric1-Rgp1 guanyl-nucleotide exchange factor complex
Source: RefSeq, a predicted model, not a curated record
GAAUUCAACCAGUAAAAUGUAAAACCACAAUCAAACUCUGUAUCUCUACACAUUACAUCUCAGAUCGGGUCCCUAAAUUUUUCAGUGUUAAUUCUCCGAUACACAUAUACAUUCAAAUUCCACACAAAUACACAGAGACUCCAUCAAUGUCGCAAUCGAAGCCGCCACGGGGCUUCUCGAUAUUCGGGAUGGGCGGCGGCGGCAGGAAGAGUUCGGAUCCGGAGGUGUCGGCGCCGGUGAUGAAGUUAGAGACGGAUAGAGAAGUGUACAGGCCGGGAGAUCCGGUGGUGAUUACAAUUGAGAUUGAGAAUCCCGCAGCUAAUUGUUCACUUUUAGUUGAAUCACUGCGUUUCGAGAUGAAAGGGAUCGAGAAGUGCGAUACUCAGUGGUUUACUACUCAUAAGUCACUUGAUAAUAAGACUAAACGAGGUGAGUACAUAUUCAUGGAUUCUUCAGUACCAUCAAUUGUAGCGAAUCAAAUUAUUUCAGCCAGAGCAACAAGAACAUAUGUGGUGCGGACUCUUUUACCCAACAUUAUACCACCAUCAUACAGGGGAGCGACCAUUCGGUAUCUGUACUAUGCUAAAAGUAUAUUAUCUGGGCAGUAUUUAAUCUUGGAGAACGGACAGUUCCCUGGAGAAUCAAUACGAGAUAUUAAGAAGCUGGAAGCCCGUAUUCCAAUACAAUUAUGGGUUUCUCAGAAAACUAAUGGCUUGCUCUAUGAACAUGGACGGACUGAUGGAAUUGUUCCCCAUUCAACCAUCUUAUUGGAUGUUUUUUGGAAAGAAAUAAACACAGACACUGAUUGGGCUAGAGCGCAUGAAACUUAUGACGGAGCAGAGGAUGGUUAUGACAGCUCAAGGGACGAAGUUUCGUCCAUUUCAUCCUACAAUCCAAGCAAAGAAAGCUUACACAAAGCUUUUGGAAGUUCUUUGUCCCUGCAGUCAUCAGCAACUAGGUCUUCUAUUAAAGAUUAUCCAUAUCUGGAAGAUCGCUCGAGUAUAUCUUCAUACAUGCCUCUUCCUCGACUCUCUGUGGCUGAAGUCUUCUAUGAUUCCGCAGGGGAAGUUUUGUCUCCUCUGAAGUCUUUAUCUACUGAAUUCCCACUGAAGCAGUUGCAACAUGCUAAAUCAUUUAAAAUGGAUGAUGAGUCGGGCACACCAUCUGGCCCGGGAGCUGAUGAACCUUUUGCAUCAGAAGGCUUUGUUCGUGGAAGGUCAUACAACAUUAGACUAGAUGAUGAGGUUUUGUUGAGAUUUUCCCCAAAGAAUUCGGAAUCAACCUAUUACUUUAGCGAUAUGAUAGGUGGAACUCUUACUUUCUUUCACGAAGAAGGAUCUCGGAGAUGUCUUGAGCUUUCAGUAACACUGGAGUUGUCAGAGACAAUAAAUCGUCGUUCUGCUCAUCAAUCUCGUAGGCAUUCUCCAACAAUCACUAAGGUUCAGAGUGAUCAUUAUGAGGUUGUCGCAGAUUUGUUACAGACGAGCUUUCUCUUUUCCAUCCCUAUGGAUGGGCCGAUGUCCUUUUCUACUCGCCACGUCUCAGUGCAAUGGGCACUUCGAUUUGAAUUUUUCACCACUCCAAAGAAUAUUGACUGGACUAGAUUGGAGCACCCACUUCUGGUAGAGGGAAGGGAUAAAUGUGAAUGGGUUCUUCCUAUAACUGUGCAUGCACCUCCACAAACAACUUCAGCAGCUCAUAUUCAGAACGAUAAAUCCUUUUCUUUGGAACCCUUGUGGAUUCGUACUUAAAAUCAAGAUAAAGUCAUUUAAUGAUGAGGUGCAUGGAUGAAAUUCUACUUGGCUAAAUAUUCUUUUGAGUUUUGACUAGUAGAGGUGCAAGCUUGCGGACAUGGAAACUCAUUUGGUGGAAGGGACCACCACAAGGCUAUAACAUUUAUUAUGUACACACUUGAGAGAGAUGUGGUGAUUUUGACACCAAUAAAUGCAGCGCUUGUGACCGAGCUGAUGAAAUUUCAGAGUUUGCAUGUGUCAUUUCCCAGUUUGGACUCCCUUUUUUAUGUUGGUGUAUGUGUAUCCUGGCACUGCCUCUGUAACCUAUUCAGUUGUGAUAAUAGUUUAGUUGUGAUCAAACAUUGAUUUUCUGUAUAUAAAUCAGGUAGUUCUUUGUGAAGUAUUAUCCGUUUGUAUCAAAUGCAACAUUUCUAAAUAAUGGGAAACUACAGGUCUUGUUUUUAUAA